ACACCAAAUUAUUUGUUAUAUUUUAAUAUAAAAAUUGAAGCUUUAUUUUUAUUGAAAUAUAAGAACUCAUGAAUUUUAGAUAUCUGAGUUUUUUAUUUAUCAAUUAUUUUAUUGAUUUCCAUUUAACUGCAUUUCAUCUUUGAGAAUGUUGCAAAACUAUUUCCCAAACUAUGUACAGAGCUUGGCCUCUGAGUUAAUUAAAUAUAAGUUAAUAAUAUAUUAAAGGAAAUUAUUGUCCUUAUUACAGUUAUUAGGUAGUUACUCAAAUUAUAGCUUCAAAGGAAUGCAGAGCAUGGAAAACUCAGGAUUAAAUUAUGCAUUUGAACCUUAGGCCAGCUUUUACUGUACAGACAGUUUUCUGCUAAGAGAGAAAUUGUAUGUCAUUGAAAUUAAAUGCUUUUCUGGGGAUGGAAGGUUCCAGUUUUUAAUGAAAUUACCGAGUGUGGUGUAGUGAAAUGAUUAAAAUCUGUAUUCCGGGAAUGUGGCAGGGAAAAAAAAUCAAUAAGUGCUAGCACAGCUUUGCUGCUCAAUGUGAAUCCUGAGAAUGAAAUAAACUACUACAAAAAUAAUAAUUAAAAACAUAUCAGCACAUUAAUUUAUUUAGCAUCAGUCUCCUGAGACAUCAUCUUCACUAAUUUUUAGCAUACAUUUUACUAUGUAAUGAGCAGCCUUCUUUUCAGAUACCCCUAUUAGACAGGCAGUAUUUCCGCCCUUCCCCCAGUGCUCCUCCUGCAUUGCAAUCAUUGUACUUGCACUUAUUAUGUUACAAAUGACCGAGGUAAGGCUGACAUUCUCAGUGCAUGCAAAAAGACCUAGUCUGCCAAGCUUUCUUUUUUUUUUUUCCUAAUGAAGCAGCUUUGUGAAAUCUCCCCAUGUGUUAAUACUAAUGAAGAUCCUCCAGCACAAUUAAAAUCACAGCCAGUGGCUGAAGAGGAAACAUAAAACAAUAGCGUCUUUUAAGAUACAUUUAUCCGCAUUUAUAUGUACAAAAUAUACAUAUAUGGUCAAGUUAGUUUUCCUACAGCUUGCCUUUCCUUUGCUUUUCCUGAAAGUGAAAUUAUGUAAUUUUUAAUUACCUGAACUUUGAGACUUUAAUGUUUUGCGUGAUGGUGGGGGGGGAUACUAACUACCUCAAAUAAAAAAAAUUUUUAAAUAUGCAUCUUCUUGGGUAAUAAAGCGUUUGCCAACGUAAAGACUUUUUUUUAAGAAAUAAUUUUUAGGAAGCUAUAGGGUGUGUGCGGGCAGAGGUAAUAUUGUUUGUGUACUUUAGUUUAACUUUACUGGUUUUGGGAUGUUGGAAUUGGGGGGGAAAUUUAGAGUAAAAUGACCAAGUUCGAAGAGGUUCUGGGGGGUAGACAAACAGCAUACUUCGUGUGUAAUUUAAAGAUGAAACAACGGGUUACCAGUCUUGAUGUUUUAAAAAAUGUUCAGGUCCUGCAAUUAGCUAUCCCCUGCCCCCUUUUUUUAACCUCUCAGAAACUGGGAGGGGGGGAGACGACUACUGAGGCUACCUUUUAAGUUUUAAUUUAUAACUUUAAAACUGUUUACUAUUUUAAUGUGUUUUAUUUAAAUUUUAACUCAGUGCAUAAACAUUACAGCCUGCUUAACUUGCCCGUGUUAGGGCAGUAGCGUUUAAUCCCGGGACCAUUUUGCGUCCUGCUUUUUCUUUUAUUUUGACUUCCAAACAUCCACGAAUUCUUGGCAUAUUAACUUAGUUGGCUUGUAGACUUCAACCGAAUUCUGAGUUUAUGGGCAAAAAAAGUUUAGGUGAAAACGGUUAAUCUAUGUUCCCUAUGUUCAUGUUUACGUUUUUGAAAAAUUACGUUUUCGAUCCUAUUUUCGGUCCUCUCCACUUUUAAAAGCCAAACAAAACAUUUAAGUUUCUUAACUUUUUCCUGGGACAAGGAAGAGUGCAAGCUCAAAACUACAGUAUUCUUGGGAGGAAGAAGCAACCCCCUCCCUCCUUUGGUUCCUUUAGGAGCUGAUAGGUCAUUUAUUAUUGGAACUGAAAUGGUAUAAACAAUUCUCUCUCUUUUUUCCCUUGUUAACAGCAACUUUCAUUGUUAGAGAGAGGAGAGAGAGAAGCCUUGUUGGUUGACGUCACUUGGUUCAUGAAGCCUUCGCCUAGAAGUGAAGCUGCUGAACAAACCUUGAGAAGAAUCAUCUCCUGCUUCAAUCUGCUGCUGGAUAGGAACUAAUCAGAGAGAGAGAGGCGGAAGGCGGAGAAGGAGCCAGUCAAGGGCUUUCCCGAUCACAGGUCGCACCUACACUCCAACUCUGUACUUUUCUGGCAAAAAGAAUAGGAAUAAGGAGGUGUUGGAGAUUCCGAAAACAAAAAUCGUAACCUUCGACCAUCUGGGGAAGGCAAAAAUCCCAUCCACCGCAACUCUCAGUUGGAAAGUAAAGAUUUCUCAACAGUGAUGUCACAAGACUGACCACAUUGAUCACAAUAAUGGAGUCUGGAGAACGGUUACCAUCCUCAACAGCCUCUUCUACUAUCCCAACUUCAUCUUCUAUACCUUCUGUGGCUUCAUCGGUUUCAAAAGGCAGCCUUUCCACUGGAGCUGCUUCACUUAGCUCUACAAUCAACCCAUGUGGACAUUUAUUCAGAGCAGCUGGGGAUCAACCGUUUAACCUGUCCACAGUGUCGAGUGCCUUCCCAAUGGUCAGCCACCCAGUCUUUGGUCUACAUUCAGCCAGCUCAGGGCAUUCAGAAUUUGGUGGUUUGGGGACACUUGGUACACCCACAGCCUUAGCCGUACAUCCCCAACUAGCAUCUUUUCCAGUAUUCUAUUGUAUAAAAAUGUAUUUUUUUUUUUUUAAUUUUCAAGGUGUAAAUGGGUCAAUAAAUGGAAAUAGUACAUCAUCUGUGUCUGGUAUCAACACAUCUGUACUAUCCACUACUGCUUCAAGUUCCAUGGGACAAACGAAAAGUAUAAGCUCAGGUGGAGGAAAUCGAAAAUGUAAUCAGGAACAAAACAAAAACCAGCCUUUGGAUGCUAGAGCUGAGAAAAUCAAGGAUAAGAAACCAAGGAAGAAAGCUGUGGAAAGUUCUAGCAACAGCGAUAGUGAUUCGGGCACGUCAUCAGACACCUCCAGUGAAGGCCUUAGUAGCAGUGAUUCAGAUGACCUAGAGGAAGACGAAGAAGAAGAAGAUCAAAGUAUUGAAGAGAGUGAAGAUGAUGAUUCUGAUUCAGAGAGUGAAGCACAACAUAAAAGUAACAACCAGGUGCUAUUACAUGGUAUUUCAGACCCAAAAGCAGAUGGACAGAAAACAACUGAAAAAGCCCAGGAAAAAAGACUACACCAGCCAUUACCUCUUGUGUCUGAAUCCCAGACUCACUCAUCAUUCCAAUCCCAGCAGAAGCAGCCUCAGGUUUUGUCACAGCAGCUUCCAUUUAUUUUCCAAAGCUCUCAGGCAAAGGAGGAAUCUGUGAACAAACAUACAAGUGUAAUACAGUCUACGGGAUUGGUGUCCAAUGUGAAACCUUUAUCUUUGGUAAACCAAGCCAAAAAGGAAACUUACAUGAAACUCAUAGUUCCUUCUCCUGACGUACUUAAAGCAGGGAAUAAAAAUACCUCUGAAGAAUCUAGUUCUUUGACCAGUGAAUUGCGAUCCAAACGGGAACAAUAUAAACAGACAUUUCCAGCGCAGUUAAAGAAGCAGGAGUCGUCUAAGAGCCUGAAGAAGGUUAUUGCAGCUUUGUCAAAUCCAAAAGGAACCUCUAGUUCACCAGCACAUCCAAAACAGACAUUAGAAAACAACCACCCUAAUCCAUUCUUGACAAAUGCACUUUUAGGUAAUCACCAACCAAAUGGAGUUAUUCAAAGUGUCAUUCAAGAAGCCCCUCUCGCGCUUACUACCAAAACUAAGAUGCAGAGUAAGAUGAAUGAGAACAUUGCUACGGCAAGUGGCACCCCUUUUUCCUCACCUGUAAAUCUGAGUACAGGUGGAAGAAGGACCCCUGGCAGUCAGACAACUGGAAUGCCCUCAGCCUCUCCCAUCCUGCUUGGUCAGGGGAAGGAAAAAGCCUCAGGCAAUAACGUGACCACAGGAAAAGCCCAGCAUCACUCUCAUCCUGCAAAAUCGUUAGUGGAACAGUUUCGAGGAACAGAUUCAGACAUUCCCAGCAGUAAAGAUUCUGAAGAUUCCAAUGAAGAUGAAGAGGAAGACGAUGAAGAAGAAGAUGAGGAAGAUGAUGAAGAUGACGAAUCUGAUGACAGCCAAUCAGAAUCAGAUAGUAAUUCAGAAUCAGAUACAGAAGGAUCAGAAGAUGAUGAUGAUGAUGAUAAAGACCAAGAUGAAUCAGAUAGUGAUACUGAAGGAGAGAAAACUUCAAUGAAACUGAAUAAAACCACCUCCUCUGUCAAAAGCCCUUCCAUCAGUCUCACAGCUCACUCAACACCUCGUAACCUCCACAUAGCAAAAGCCCCAGGCUCUGCUCCUGCUGCCUUAUGUUCUGAAUCCCAGUCACCUGCUUUUCUUGGCACACCUUCUUCCACACUUACUUCAAGUCCACACUCUGGCACUUCCAAAAGAAGAAGAGUAACAGAUGAACGUGAACUGCGUAUUCCUUUGGAAUAUGGCUGGCAGAGAGAGACAAGAAUAAGAAACUUUGGAGGGCGCCUUCAAGGAGAAGUAGCAUAUUAUGCUCCAUGUGGAAAGAAACUUAGGCAGUACCCUGAAGUAAUAAAGUAUCUCAGCAGAAAUGGAAUAAUGGAUAUCUCAAGGGACAAUUUCAGCUUCAGUGCAAAAAUAAGAGUGGGUGACUUCUAUGAAGCCAGAGAUGGACCGCAGGGGAUGCAGUGGUGUCUUUUGAAAGAAGAGGAUGUCAUUCCUCGCAUCAGGGCAAUGGAAAGCCGCAGAGGAAGACCACCAAACCCAGACAGGCAGCGAGCCCGAGAGGAAUCCAGGAUGAGACGUAGGAAGGGUCGACCCCCAAAUGUUGGCAGUGCUGAAUUUCUAGAUAACACAGAUGCCAAAUUACUAAGAAAACUGCAAGCUCAAGAAAUAGCCAGGCAAGCAGCACAAAUAAAGCUUUUGAGAAAACUUCAAAAGCAGGAGCAGGCUCGGGUUGCCAAAGAAGCUAAAAAACAACAAGCAAUAAUGGCUGCUGAGGAGAAGCGAAAGCAAAAAGAGCAGAUAAAGAUUAUGAAACAACAGGAAAAAAUUAAGAGAAUACAACAAAUCCGAAUGGAAAAAGAACUUCGAGCCCAGCAAAUUCUAGAGGCUAAAAAGAAAAAGAAGGAAGAAGCGGCAAAUGCCAAGUUAUUGGAGGCCGAGAAACGAAUAAAGGAAAAAGAAAUGAGAAGACAACAAGCUGUUCUUCUGAAGCAUCAGGAGUUGGAGAGGCAUAGACUAGAUAUGGAACGAGAGAGAAGGCGACAACACAUGAUGCUUAUGAAAGCUAUGGAAGCUCGUAAGAAAGCAGAAGAAAAAGAACGGUUGAAGCAAGAAAAACGUGAUGAGAAGAGAUUAAAUAAAGAGCGUAAACUCGAGCAACGAAGAUUAGAAUUAGAAAUGGCGAAGGAACUAAAGAAGCCUAAUGAAGACAUGUGCUUAGCAGACCAAAAGCCUUUGCCAGAGUUGCCUCGUAUUCCAGGACUUGUUCUCUCUGGAAGUACAUUUUCAGACUGUCUCAUGGUGGUGCAGUUCUUACGAAACUUUGGUAAAGUUUUGGGCUUUGAUGUGAAUAUUGAUGUUCCCAACCUGAGUGUUCUUCAAGAGGGAUUGCUAAAUAUAGGGGACAGCAUGGGUGAAGUCCAAGACUUGCUUGUGAGGCUCCUCUCAGCUGCUGUUUGUGAUCCAGGUCUAAUUACAGGAUACAAGGCCAAAACAGCUCUUGGAGAACAUUUGCUGAAUGUUGGUGUGAAUCGAGACAAUGUUUCCGAGAUUUUGCAGAUUUUUAUGGAAGCCCACUGUGGACAAACUGAGCUUACUGAGAGCCUGAAGACCAAAGCUUUUCAGGCUCACACGCCAGCACAGAAAGCCUCAGUCCUGGCUUUCCUGAUCAAUGAACUGGCAUGUAGCAAGAGUGUGGUGAGUGAAAUCGACAAGAACAUUGAUUAUAUGUCAAACUUGAGGAGAGAUAAAUGGGUGGUAGAAGGUAAACUCCGCAAGCUCAGAAUCAUUCAUGCUAAGAAAACAGGCAAAAGAGACACUUCAGGUGGCAUUGACCUUGGAGAGGAACAACAUCCAUUAGGCACACCCACUCCAGGACGAAAGCGAAGAAGGAAGGGAGGAGACAGUGAUUAUGAUGAUGACGACGACGAUGAUAGUGAUGACCAAGCCGAUGAGGAUGAGGAGGAUGAAGAAGAUAAAGAAGACAAAAAAGGAAAGAAGGCUGAUAUCUGUGAAGAUGAGGAUGAAGGUGACCAAGCAGCAAGUGUUGAAGAGCUAGAAAAACAGAUUGAAAAACUGAGUAAACAACAGAGUCAGUACAGAAGGAAGCUCUUUGACGCUUCUCACUCUUUGCGUUCCAUGAUGUUUGGCCAAGAUCGUUACAGACGCCGGUACUGGAUUCUUCCCCAGUGUGGGGGGAUUUUUGUCGAAGGCAUGGAGAGUGGUGAAGGACUAGAAGAAAUUGCAAAAGAAAGAGAAAAACUAAAAAAGGCAGAAAGUAUCCAGAUUAAAGAGGAAAUCUUUGAGACUUCUGAGGACACUUUAAAUUGUUCAAACCCACAUCACUGUGAACAAAAGGAAGAUCCUAAAGAAAAAGAUAACACAAAUCUGUUUCUGCAGAAACCUGGCUCUUUUUCAAAAUUAAGCAAGCUGUUAGAAGUAGCUAAGAUGCCUCCUGAGUCAGAUGUAAUGGCCCCAAAGUCAAGUAGUAGUGCCAAUGGCUGCACGUUGUCUUACCAGAACAGUGGAAAGCAUUCGCUAGGCAGCAUUCAACCAACGGCAGCGCAGAGCAACAUGGAAAAGACAGACUCGAAUAACCUAUUCAAUCCCGGUUCAGGCGGCCCCGGGAAGUUCUACAGCCCUCUCCCCAGCGACCAGUUGUUAAAAACUCUGACUGAAAAGAACAGGCAGUGGUUUAGCCUUUUGCCAAGAACACCUUGUGAUGACACUUCCCUUACCCAUGCUGAUACGUCAGCGGCUUCUUCAGUGACUCCUCAGUCUCAGUCUCAGCCACCAUCUAAGUCCCCUUCGCCCGCCCCAGCUCCUCUUCUUGGACCAUCUGCUCCGAAUCCUGUUGGCCUAAAUCCAUUUGCUUUGUCACCUCUUCAGAUGAAAAGCGGAGUAUCUAUGAUGGGACUCCAGUUUUGUGGGUGGCCCACUGGCAUGCUGACUUCCAAUAUUCCAUUUACAUCACCUUUACCUAGUCUGGGAUCAGGGUUGGGCUUAUCAGAAGGAAACGGUAAUUCAUUUUUGACUCCCAAUGUUGCUUCAAGUAAAAGUGAAUCUCCAGUACCACAGAAUGAAAAGGUCUCUUCAACUCAACCUGCAGCUGUUGAAGUAGCAAAGCCAGUAGAUUUUCCUAGUCCGAAACCUAUUCCAGAAGAAAUGCAGUUUGGUUGGUGGAGAAUUAUUGACCCUGAGGACCUAAAAGCUUUGCUCAAAGUGCUACAUCUCAGAGGAAUAAGGGAAAAGGCAUUACAAAAACAAAUUCAGAAACACUUGGAUUACAUUACUCAAGCCUGCAUCAAGAAUAAGGAUGUUGCUAUUAUUGAAUUAAAUGAAAAUGAAGAAAACCAGGUGACUCGAGAUAUUGUGGAGAACUGGUCAGUGGAAGAACAAGCGAUGGAAAUGGACCUGAGUAUUCUUCAACAGGUAGAAGAUCUAGAAAGGAGAGUUGCAUCAGCAAGUUUGCAAGUGAAGGGUUGGAUGUGUCCAGAGCCUGCAUCAGAAAGGGAGGACUUGGUAUAUUUUGAACAUAAGUCAUUCUCUAAAUUAUGCAAGGAGCAUGAUGGAGAGUUUACUGGCGACGAAGAAAGCAGUGCUCAGGCACUAGAGCGGAAGAGUGACAACCCCCUAGAUAUAGCUGUAACGAGGCUGGCUGAUUUGGAGCGGAACAUUGAAAGAAGGUAUCUGAAGAGCCCCUUAAGUACCACCAUUCAGAUCAAACUGGAUAAUGUGGGCACAGUUACUGUCCCUGCUCCUGCACCAUCCGUUAGUGGUGAUGGUGACGGAAUUGAAGAGGAUAUUGCUCCAGGGCUCAGGGUAUGGAGAAGGGCAUUAUCAGAAGCUCGCAGUGCUGCACAGGUAGCUCUGUGCGUUCAGCAGUUACAGAAAUCAAUAGCAUGGGAAAAAUCAAUUAUGAAAGUUUACUGCCAGAUCUGUCGCAAGGGAGAUAAUGAAGAACUGCUCCUCCUUUGUGACGGCUGUGACAAAGGCUGUCAUACAUACUGCCAUAGACCCAGGAUCACUACUAUACCAGAGGGCGACUGGUUCUGUCCUGCUUGCAUCGCUAAGGCAAGCGGUCAAACUCUAAAAUUCAAAAAACUUCAUGUCAAAGGAAAAAAGUCUAAUGAUUCAAAGAAAGGAAAGAAAGUAACUUUAACAGGGGAUACUGAAGAUGAAGACUCUGCAUCUACAAGUAGCCCACUAAAAAGAGGAAACAAAGACCUGAAAAAAAGAAAAAUGGAGGAAAAUACUUCUGUUAACUUGUCAAAACAAGAAAGUUUUACUUCUGUUAAGAAACCUAAAAGAGAUGAUUCCAAGGACCAAGCUCUCUGCAGUAUGAUCCUUACUGAAAUGGAAACUCACGAGGAUGCAUGGCCUUUUCUACUUCCUGUAAACUUGAAACUUGUUCCUGGUUAUAAGAAAGUUAUUAAGAAGCCUAUGGAUUUUUCCACAAUUAGAGAGAAAUUAAGUAGUGGACAGUAUCCAAACCUUGAAUCGUUUGCUCUAGAUGUCAGGCUGGUUUUUGACAACUGUGAAACAUUUAAUGAAGAUGAUUCUGAUAUAGGCAGAGCUGGCCACAGUAUGAGAAAGUAUUUUGAAAAAAAGUGGACAGAUACUUUCAAAGUGAGCUGAAGUUAUAAUCUUUUUUUUUUCCUUUUAAACAAGGACAAAUGAGACCAGCAAUGUGAACUGUAUUUACAUAAAUGUGCAAGGCACAUACAUAAUGACUUUUUUUUCCUUAAAGUAAGUAUCACACACACACAAAAAAGUAUCAGAAGAAUGAUACCAUUUUUAAAGGCUUCACUCCUACAACAACCAAGGCCCUUGGUUAUUGGUUUGUGUGAUUUAUCAGCUAAUUUAGGUAGAACAGGGAAGCACACCCAAAGAAUUUUCAAAGGAAAGGGUGUUAUAGUGCAAUAGCAACUAAAAUAUAUCAAAUCGCACUGACUAUUCAACACCAGAGCUCUAAUGUGGGAAAUGGUUCUCCUUUCCCUCUCAAUAAAUAUCUAUUUUUCAUUUUUUUACUUUGUAGUUUAUUUUUUAGUGAAUGUAUUUAAUUUUAUGAAUUAUUUAUGAUUAAACCACAUCCAGAAUCUUCGUUUUCUGUGAAAAGGAAGAACUAGAAAAUUGCUUUAAAUCUUGAAAAUACAACAAGGAAUGUUUUAAAAUAUAAAACAAAGCCAAGUUAAACUGUUUACACUGAUGUGCUAUAAAAGCACCAAAAAUAAACUUUACUGUAGAGUUACAAGUACAUUUAUAUAUAUAUAUGUUGCUGCAUCACUUGUGUAGUUAAAUUGUAUUUCAAGACAGUGAAGAAAAAUUGACCUGUAUAUACUGUUCAUUAUUGUUUAUAUUAAGUCUUGUUUUAAAUAUGUAUUAUGUGUAUAUAUUGUUUGCAGACAUUAUUGUUUAUGCCUUAGAAGGAUUGUAGCAUUUUAUUUUAGUCCGAAGGUAAUUAUAGCUAUACAGCUUGUACAGUAAUCCUCUACCAACACUGUGGCGUCUCCUUGAUCUUGGUAGUGCCUGCCUUUGAAACAGGGUGUAGGGGAUAUUAGUUUUCCAUUUUUCUAUUUUGUUAUAUAAUUUUAAGCCACCAGGGCCUAAAUUAAAGUAUAAUCAUUUGUAUCCAUGUGGAAUAAAAUUGUGACAAUUUCCUACACACACAGUAUUUUUUCAUAGAAACAUUUUCCUCCCAUUUGCCUUGCCUCAGAAAUAAAUUUAAAAGACAUUUGUAACCACUGUGUUUUAUCUACUGUGUGUUGUGGUGGCCUGUUGGAGGCAAAUAGAUCAGAUUUUUUUUUGUACCUAUGUAAGAGUACUUGAAGUUUUAUUUAAAAUAAAAUGUUGUGGAAAAGGUAGCAUUCUUUUUUUUAGGAGUGUUAUUUUUCACUGCUAUGUGUGGCACGGAUACAAUAAAAGACUUUUACAAACUAGUUUUUUUUUUUUUUUUUUUUUAGUUUUUUUUUAGUGUUUUUCCUAAUGAACCUAAAAAUUUAAAUUUGAUUUUUACAGAAUCAUAAAGGAGCAGCAGCAGAGUGUGGUUCAGAGAACCUUGGCCUGGGUGAAAGGGGGUGGUUUUAAAUAAAGUGAUGUGACUUUCA
Messenger RNA from Hipposideros armiger (great roundleaf bat), 10449 nucleotides. RefSeq names its product bromodomain adjacent to zinc finger domain 2B (gene BAZ2B). The record is from RefSeq and is a predicted model, not a curated record. Gene Ontology annotation, cellular component: chromatin. The coding region runs from base 2453 to 8980 and encodes 2175 amino acids. The transcript is spliced from 37 exons. Lineage: Eukaryota; Metazoa; Chordata; Mammalia; Chiroptera; Hipposideridae. Gene Ontology annotation, molecular function: DNA binding; protein binding.